Messenger RNA from Lotus japonicus, 3334 nucleotides. Its product is annotated as pentatricopeptide repeat-containing protein At5g04810, chloroplastic. NCBI's taxonomy places the organism in Eukaryota, Viridiplantae, Streptophyta, Magnoliopsida, Fabales, Fabaceae. The transcript is spliced from 10 exons. Gene Ontology annotation, molecular function: protein binding; RNA binding. The record is from RefSeq and is a predicted model, not a curated record. The coding region runs from base 162 to 2954 and encodes 930 amino acids.
GAGGGGACGACUUUGCCUCCCCGGAAGAAGAAGGGACCCGUUCUCUAGCCGACUGGUGGCGGGAGAGGAUUGGGUUGCAACAAAUAUCCGGAUUGUUAUUUCGGUUAUGUCAAACUACACUUGACUGGAGAGUGGAGAGUAGCGAGGAGAGGUUGUGAAUAAUGGAAGCUUUCUGUUUCUCAUUCCCCACCUCACACUUAUCCAUUCCCCCCAAACACCACUCUUCCUCCGCCACCACCACCACCGUUUCCUCCUCCCUCAAACCGCCGCCGGACUCCAACAACUCCGCCGCUCCCUUCCGCCGCCCCCUCAAAACCACCACCACUCCUCCCUCCAAUCCUAAACCCACACCAAAACCUAAACCCAAACCCGCCCCAACUUCAAACCCUCUCAAAAAUCCCUUCAAAUCCUCUCAUGCCCUCACCAACAAGCUCUGGCUCACUAGUAAACUCUCUCCUCCUCCUCCUCCACCACCACCACCGCCACCACCACCGUUACCACCACCGGAACGAGAAACUGAAAUCGCCGAAGACAAGGGCGCUGAUGACGUAAACCGGUUCCGGCAACCGGGGAAAAUCUUCGUCGGGAACUUGCCAGUGUGGGUGAAGAAACCCGAGGUCUCCGAGUUCUUUCGCCAGUUUGGCCCGAUACGCAGCGUGAUUUUGAUCAAAGGUCACCACGAGACGGAGAGGAGCGCGGGGUUCGGGUUUGUCAUCUACGACGGGGAGACGGCGGAGAAUUCGGCCAUGAAGGCGGUGGAGUUCGACGGCAUUGAGUUCCACGGGAGAGUGUUGACGGUGAAGCUGGACGAUGGGAAGAGGUUGAGGGAGAAGUCGCGGGAGAGGGAAAGGUGGUUGGAGGGGAAUGAUGAUAAGGAGGAGUACAGGUCCACGUGGCAUGAGGAGAGGGAUGGUUCCAGGAAGGAGUUCCAGAAGGUUCUGGAGACUGAACCGGAGAAUUGGCAGGCCGUUGUUCGCGCUUUCGAGAGAGUUAAGAAGCCUGCCAGAAAAGAAUAUGGGCUGAUGAUAAAAUAUUAUGCACGACGAGGGGACAUGCAUCAUGCACGUCAAACAUUUGAGAGCAUGCGAGCGAGAGGAAUAGAGCCAUCUUCACAUGUGUACAGUAGUCUUAUUCAUGCUUAUGCAGUUGGUAGAGAUAUGGAAGAAGCUUUACAUUGUGUUAAAAAGAUGAAGGAAGAGGGCAUUGAAAUGAGUAUAGUGACAUACAGUAUUGUUGUCGGGGGAUUUGCUAAAGUGGCCAAUGCUGAUGGUGCAGAUCACUGGUUUAAGGAGGCCAAAGAGAAGCUUCCAUCUUUAAAUGCAGUCAUUUAUGGGAGCAUAAUUUAUGCACACUGUCAAACUUGCAAUAUGAAGCGAGCAGAAGCCUUGGUGAGGGAGAUGGAAGAACAAGGGAUAGAUGCUCCCAUUGACAUAUAUCAUACCAUGAUGGAUGGUUAUACAAUGAUUGGCAAUGAAAAUAAAUGCUUAAUCGUGUUUGAAAGACUUAAGGAAUGUGGUUUCUCUCCCUCAGUUGUCACCUAUGGGUGUCUUAUUAACCUUUACACCAAGUUAGGAAAAAUUUCUAAAGCAUUGGAGAUUAGCAGAAUAAUGAAAAUGGCUGGCAUUAAACAUAACAUGAAGACCUACUCUAUGCUGAUCAAUGGAUUCUUGAGGUUGAAAGAUUGGGCCAAUGCAUUCUCUAUUUUUGAAGACAUCACUAAAGAUGGUUUGAAACCUGAUGUAGUACUCUACAAUAACAUGGUACAAGCUUUUUGUGGGAUGGGUAAUAUGGAUCGUGCCAUUUGUAUUGUGAAGCAGAUGCAGAAGGAGAGGCAUAGACCUACAACACGCACAUUUUUACCCAUUAUACAUGGUUUUGCAAGAGCUGGAGAGAUGAGGAGAUCCUUGGAGAUUUUUGAUAUGAUGAGAAGGACUGGCUGCAUUCCUACUGUGCACACAUAUAAUGCUCUUGUUCUUGGCCUAGUUGAGAAGCGUCAGAUGGAAAAGGCAGUAGGAAUAUUGGAUGAAAUGAAUCUGGCCGGUGUUGGGCCAAAUGAACAUACAUAUACAACUCUCAUGCAAGGUUAUGCUUCACUGGGUGAUACUGAAAAGGCAUUUCAGUACUUUACGAUAUUGAAAAAUGAGGGCCUGGAGGUUGAUGUAUAUACUUAUGAGGCAUUGUUGAAGGCAUGUUGCAAGGCAGGCAGAAUGCAGAGUGCCCUAGCUGUCACAAAGGAAAUGAGUGCAAGAAAGAUCCCAAGAAACACUUUUGUUUACAACAUACUAAUUGAUGGUUGGGCUCGGAGAGGUGAUGUUUGGGAAGCUGCGGAUCUGAUGCAACAGAUGAGGAAGGAAAAAGUUCAACCUGAUAUCCACACCUACACUUCUUUUAUAAAUGCUUGUUGCAAGGCUGGGGAUAUGCAGAAUGCAACACAGAUUAUCCAAGAAAUGGAAACAGCUGGUAUAAAACCAAACCUCAAAACCUACACCACUCUAAUACAUGGUUGGGCUCGUGCUUCUUUUCCCGAGAAGGCUUUGAGGUGUUUUGAAGAGAUGAAAGCGGCUGGAUUGAAACCAGACAAAGCAGUUUACCAUUGUCUCCUGACAUCUUUGCUAUCAAGAGCCACUUUUGCUCAAUCGUACGUUUAUAAUGGCCUCUUGUCUGUGUGUAGAGAGAUGAUAGAAUCUGAAAUGACUGUUGAUAUGGGAACUGUGGUCCACUGGUCAAGAUGUUUACGCAAGAUUGAGAGGACAGGAGGAGAACUAACAGAAGCCCUACAAAAGACCUUCCCUCCGGAUUGGACCUCACAUAAUGUUCUUGAUGUCAAUUGUGAAACAGAAAUUGCUGAUCCUGAAAUAGAUGAUGAUGAUGAUGUAUAUUAUUUCAAAGAAAUUGACAAUGAUGAUGAGGACUCUGAUGCUGAAGAUUGUGAUGAUGAUCCAUCAGACAGGUGAUUGUUUUGAAUUAUGUUAUUGUUAAUGGAAGUGGCAGAAUGCCAUGGUUGCAUGUUAUUGCCAAGUCUCUCGGCUCUCGCCAUUAAAUUCUCUAUUUACUUUUUCUUCUAUGAAAAUGGGCAAAAAUGGUGACUUCCUUUAUACCUUCACUAGGUUAAGAAUCCAGGAGUGUUCCUGCGUUGGGAACGGACAUUAAAAUUCCAUCUCCUGUUGUAAAGUCUUUGCAUGUAUAGCAUUAAAUCAAGUUGUGAUUUGUAGAUUGAAUAUGUAUGUUUCAUUUAUGAUCUUUGAAAAAAAUUAUUAGCAUUCGAUGUACUAAUGAAUGUUACAAGAAAAAGUAAAGGAGCCAUUUAAUAGUUGAAUAUCUUCGGUAUGGUGUA